Molecule: messenger RNA, 1056 nt
Organism: Magnolia sinica
Lineage: Eukaryota; Viridiplantae; Streptophyta; Magnoliopsida; Magnoliales; Magnoliaceae
Exons: 6
Coding region: 137-859 (240 amino acids)
Biological process (GO): lipid metabolic process
Source: RefSeq, a predicted model, not a curated record
AUCGCUGCAGCACACCUAGAAAAUCUUAUUUAGUGUCUGAAAAAAUCAUUCGGCCGUCUGUACUCUGCACAAGAGAGUUGGAGUGAAAGCCAACGUCCGCUUCUUCUCUCCUUCCCAAAAUACCCCUCCAGGCAUUAUGGGUGUGAGAGUGGGGCUUUUGUUUCUUCUUGUGCUGGGCAUCGGCUGCAUGUAUACAGAUGCUAGAAGUUUGGUGAUCUCUGAUUCUUCGGUUGUGCAGAUUAACUACGAGGACCUGAAUACCGAAAGUAAAAUACCUGGACCUUUAGCAAAGAAUGAAAAAUUGUGCACAUUAUGUGAGCAGUUCACUUCCCAGGCAGUAGAAUAUCUCAAUGAAAACAAGACCCAAACAGAGAUCAUCAAUGGCCUUCACCUAGCCUGUUCUAAGUUGCAUUCUUUGCACCAGCAGUGCGUCACAUUGGUGGACUAUUAUGCCCCUCUUUUCUUCUCAGAGAUUGCCACGAUACAACCAGAGAAUUUCUGCAAAAAGGUCAAUCUUUGUGAGGACAUGGCAGUCUUUCUUCCACAACAGUUUCAAGAUAGCUGCACUGUCUGCCAUAACGCUGUAGCCGAAGUUCUAAUGAAGCUGAAAGAUCCUGAUACUCAGCUAGAGAUAAUCGAGCUGCUUCUCAAGGCAUGUGGUAAGGUGGAGAGCUAUGUGAAGGAGUGUAAGAAGUUGGUUUUCGAGUAUGGCCCGCUGAUCCUGAUCAACGCAGAACAGUUCUUGGAGGACCGAGAUGUCUGUGUUGCCAUCCAUGUCUGCAAGAAGUCCAGCCACGAAGAAGCAACCAUGGCGGAAAUGCCGUUGAUUGAAAUGGUGGUCAGCAGUGAAAAUAGCUGAAAGUUUAAGCAGUUUUUAAAUACACUUAUUACUGUCACUAUUCUCUUAUCCUCCCCCAAAUGUGUAGUAGUAUAAAAAUCAAAGAAGGUACAUGUUCAUAUGGUUGUGAUCUAUGGGGGCUUGUAACAUUUGCUCAAAGGGACAGUUUGUGAUUGGAUGAUUAGGUUGUGCAUUUUAUUUGAUCAUCUGGACCAGUA